GUGUAAACUUAGUCGUACAGUUGAAUGCGUUUAACUUUACGUCCGCAACAGGUGUCCUCCGCUUUAACCCUCAAAGAGACCGGAUCGUCGAUGUAAUGCAGAAACCAGAGAUGGAAAAUAAUCGGUAGGAGAGUGUAAGGAAUUUUUUUGCGGGAAGAAGUUAAAAGGUAAAUGUUAAAAGUUUUCGUGACGUGACGUUAAAAGUUGACGUGACGGGGACUAGUACUCCACACCUUGAUAUCCUGCAGGGGCAGGUGUAUUCAGCCUGGCAGCUGUGUCUCUCUGUUUGAAUCCAACCAGUCGCUCCAUGUGAAACCUAUUAGAAGAGACUGUGAGCUGCCCAGGAGGACAAUCAUGAAGAGGAAUAAACAGAUUGAUAUCAAGCGUGCCCUCGUCCUGGCUGGCACAUUUAACUUCUUGUGCUCCUGUGCCAAAGCCUGCCUGCUCCCCUUCCUCACCCUGUACUUCAGACAGCUGGGCCUGACUCCUGCAAUGACAGGCAUCAUCAUGGGUACUAAACACCUGAUAUCGCUAGUCUGGAGCCCUGUUGCAAGCCUACUCUCUAAGCACUACAACAAGAGGCGAGUGGUGAUAAAUGGCUCUCUUGUGUGUUCAGCAGCAGUCGCUCUGGUUUUGCUGAUUAUCCCUCCUUCAGAUGUGCACACACAGAGCAGCAACUGUAACAUGUCUGAUCUGAGCAGCGGUCCAGUCCAAAGUCUUGGUGAUAACCUGCUAAUGAGUAGCAUUGGACCUGAAACAUUGUCAACUAGAAAUCGCCCGAAAGAUUUUGUUUCCCAGCCUAGUGUCACGUUUCCUGCAAAGACACUUUCAGAUACUAAUUCUGUUCCUGUUAUGAUGAGCAAAACAUCACUUUAUCAGCAUGGUAAUGAUAAAUCUCAUCCUCAACUGUCACAAGAAAGUCUUUCUGUUGUGGUCGACAACAGUCUUCGAGAACCAAUGAUCAACAGCUCUGUUGUGUAUCAUGCCACCAGAUCUUUGACAACUGCUGUGAGGAAUAAGAGGUCAAACUUCAAUUCAGUGUCUGAAGAACUGCAAGGAGAAAAGAAGACAGAGGAGAGCAGUUUUUACUUUCUGGACAACCUUAAGGUCAUGGACACUGAACACCAACUCUUCUUCUUGAUACUCAUCAUUGUCUCGGUGUUGGAGUCUGUGUCAGCCCCUCUGGAGUGGACAGCAGACGACGGAUUGUACGAAUAUCUAGAUUUUGCGGAUGCUUCAGACCACUACAGCAGCGCCGGGCUGUGGGGUCUACUGGGAGCAGCAUGUGGGGUUGGAGGAGCAGGGUUGCUGGUCAGCCAGUUGAGCUGUCUUAUAGCUGGUCAGACUCCCAGGAGCGCGGUACAUUUCUACUGCUACGCUGUUUCUGCUGCUCUGGCCCUGCCCGUAGCUACCUACCUCCCUCUUUACCUGAACAAAAAGCGAGACAGGGCUAACAGGCUCCUGAAAGCCAUGCAGCUGGUGCGUGGCUCCUCCCGCGCUCUGCUCUGUGCUGUCACCACCCUGCUGGUUGGGGUGGCGGGCUCGGCCAUGGAUAACUUCCUCCUGUGGCAGAUGCAGGAUCAUGGGGGCAAUGAGCUGCACAUGGGAUUGUCUCUAGCCCUCGGUCUGCUCUCACAGGCCUCCUUCCCAUUGCUGGCUGGACGAGUGUCCAAACUCCUCAGCCCAGGAAGGUUGCUCGCAGUGGGGACUGCAAGUCUCGGCCUACAGUGCUUUUAUUACUCCUUCCUCUGGGGACCAUGGGCUGUACUGCCUGCUCAGAUAUUGAGUUGUUUCAGCAGCGGAGCGCUCUGGUGGGCUGUGAAGGUCCAGAGUGAGGAUGUUGCCACGCCGGGGGCAGAGAGGAGUGUGAGGAGGGUCUACAGUGUGCUUUCUCUACAUCUAGGAAGUGGGCUGGGUAGCUUUUCUGGAGGGUUCGUGGUGCAGUGGUUUGGGCUGACGUGGCUGUUCAGAGGAGUGGCAGUGGGUCUGAUGGUGUGGUGUGUGUGUCUGCUUCUGCUCCGGUGCAAGGCCCCUCGCCAGCGCAGGAUUAACUACUCUCGCCUUUUGGCGGCUAAUGCAAGUGAAGCCAGUGACUCAGAGUCUGAACAGGAAAGAGACUGGCUUGAUAAAGCGAUGGAAGCCGACAAAAGCAAUAAUAACUAUGGAAGGAGGAUAAACCACUGAAUUCCACCGUGUAAGAAUACAAUAGGACGCAUAAAAGCGAACAAUGGAUAGAGAGGAUUUACCACUAAAUCAAAUCAAAGAAUAAUUUCCUAUGAAAAUAGUAAUUAUCAUACCCCACCAGGUUAGCACUAUCUUAUACAGACAUGGCAGUCUUUAUCAUCAAGUAGCAUUACCAAAAUAAUUGAUUUCCUACUCAGACAGGUUUAAUUAAAAUCUAAGUUUUAACUUUUAACUCUCAUUACUGGAACUUUUUUCAACAGAAUUAAAUUUUUGUGGCAUCCCAUCUUACUUGUCAUUUUAUCAGUCUGCAAGUGUUGGCUGUACUGAUGACCUUGAGAAUUGGACUCUAGGCCACUCAAGCCAAUACAAAUUCACAUUUGCAUAAGCAGUCCUUCUGUUACAAAGCAAAGAAGGUAGAAUGAUUAUGUGUGGGCAGAAGGAGGACUCAAGACCCCACCAGGAAAGUUAAUCAGUGUAGGCAUCAUGACAAUAAAACACUGAAGCCUCUUAAAAGGAGUCUAAACACGAGAUGUGUACACAAGGUGAGGCUAAACUAGACUGGCAUCCUGUUUCACCACACCCUAAGUCUCUCUUUAUCUUCUGGAAAAGUCAGGGCUGACUGCUGUUAGUCAUUAUAUAUGUGCCUUUUCUUUGAAACUGUGAAAUCAUAAAAUGAUGAUGGUUACAAAUGAUUGUAAGCUGCAGUGACUUCAAAACAAUAAAACUGAGCUCUGCAAAAAUUA
Xiphias gladius (swordfish) is the source of this 2927-nucleotide messenger RNA. RefSeq names its product major facilitator superfamily domain containing 6-like (gene mfsd6l). The record is from RefSeq and is a predicted model, not a curated record. NCBI's taxonomy places the organism in Eukaryota, Metazoa, Chordata, Actinopteri, Istiophoriformes, Xiphiidae. Bases 355 to 2184 code for a protein of 609 amino acids. The transcript has 2 exons. Gene Ontology annotation, cellular component: membrane.